AUGCUAGCUAGCAGACCAAUCAAAGCCAUGGCGCUUCGGCGUAUGUACUCGAUCCAUUCCUCGUCAAAGCAAAAGACAAUUCCGGACAUUUUUAAGAAGUACCAUGCAAAAGAGCCGAUCUCGAUGAUCACCGCGUAUGAUUAUAUCACAGCAACAUGGGCACACGCCGCACACACAGACAUGAUACUGGUCGGUGAUUCGCUGGCAAUGUCCACGCUGGGUCAUGUGUCCACGGUGGACCUGGAUCUGCAGGAGUUCCAAUACCACGUCCGGUCGGUGUGUAGAGCACCAGGCUCGUCCUUUAUAAUUGCAGAUAUGCCAUAUGGUAGCUUUGAGCGAAGCAUUGAGCAGGGAGUAGAGACGGCGAUCUCGCUUAUGAAGACAUCCAGCAGGGUGGGUGCUGUUAAGCUCGAGGUUGGCGCGGAAGAAAACGACUACUGUCUUGAGCUUGCCGCAGAGCUCUGCAGGCGCGGGAUCCCAGUAAUGGGCCAUGUCGGGCUGACCCCGCAGCGCAUGCAUGCAUUGGGCGGGUACAAGGUUCAGGGCGCAAAGGACUUGGGCCAGGCGCUGGCGGCGUACCACCGGGCUAAAGAUCUGCAGGCUGCAGGCUGUUUUUCCAUCGUCAUCGAAUGCAUUCCAACUAAACUAGCCGGUAUCAUAACGGAGAAACUCAGUAUACCUACUAUUGGCAUUGGCGCGGGCCCCCAGACAAGCGGGCAGGUGCUCGUACAGUCGGAUCUGCUGGGCAUGUUGCCAGGGAAGGCGCCGAAAUUUGUGCAGAAGUACGCGGACUUCCACGGGGACGCCAUAGGUUCCUUGUGCUCCUAUGUUGAAGAUGUGCGCCAGGGCGUCUUCCCGAAAGUGGGGCAACAUACGUUUACUGUCUCAGAGGAAUUGCUAGAGGAAUUCUCUAAACAGGUUGAUUGA
Molecule: messenger RNA, 927 nt
Organism: Eremothecium gossypii ATCC 10895
Lineage: Eukaryota; Fungi; Ascomycota; Saccharomycetes; Saccharomycetales; Saccharomycetaceae
Gene: ECM31
Product: 3-methyl-2-oxobutanoate hydroxymethyltransferase
Exons: 1
Coding region: 1-927 (308 amino acids)
Biological process (GO): pantothenate biosynthetic process
Cellular component (GO): mitochondrion
Molecular function (GO): magnesium ion binding; 3-methyl-2-oxobutanoate hydroxymethyltransferase activity
Source: RefSeq, marked provisional